Anoplophora glabripennis (Asian longhorned beetle) is the source of this 2936-nucleotide messenger RNA. RefSeq names its product neuromodulin. The record is from RefSeq and is a predicted model, not a curated record. The transcript is spliced from 6 exons. NCBI's taxonomy places the organism in Eukaryota, Metazoa, Arthropoda, Insecta, Coleoptera, Cerambycidae. Gene Ontology annotation, molecular function: calmodulin binding. Bases 158 to 973 code for a protein of 271 amino acids.
UGGAACUACACUUUGAGCAGUUUAAAAUUGAUGUACGUCGUAAUUAAGGAAUUUCGUUAACUCUAGGCGGUUCAUUAAGAAGUGUUCUCGGAACGUUGAUUUAAAUCUGUAGUGGUAAAUCAGCAAAAAAGUGUCAAGUGAGAGAUAAGAGAAUAAGAUGGGCUGCAACACUAGCAAGGAUUCUGUACCCCUGGCCGAGAGCGAGAAUAAGGAGAACCAAGAAGGGGCCGGAGGAACAACGGAGGAUAAAAAUACAGAGAAUCCGAAUGAAGGGGAUGAGAACCACGUGAACGAAUCGGGCGACACCAAGUCUAUUUCGGCCAAGACGAUAACGCUACGGUCCAACGGGACAGCCAAGUCGUUGGAAGAAACAGAGGCCGCAGACAGCAAACGCAAAACCCCAGAAGGAAAAGACACGGACUCCAAGGACCAGCCCGACGACGAGGAGCAGGCGGCUACGAAGAUCCAGGCAGCGUUCAGGGGUCAUAAGACGAGGCAGAGCAUGAAGCAGCCAGCGGGGACGGCGAGCCAGGCGGCCCAGCAGGCCGAGCCCGAGCCCACCAGGGAGCAGCUCGAGCAGGAGUUCCGGCUCGACGACGCCGAACUUUGCCAAGCUGCUACCAAAAUCCAGGCUUCUUUCAGGGGUCACAUGACGAGGAAGCACGAAUCGGAAGCGAAAAAACAUGAAGAGAAAAAAGAGAAAGACGACGCCGACGAGGAUCUGGACGUAGACCUAUCGGACCCAGACCUCAACAAGGCGGCGGUGAAGAUCCAGGCCUCCUUCAGGGGCCACCUGGUGCGCAAGGAGCACGACGAGGCCGAGCCCGCCGCCAAAAAAGACGACGCCGACGAGGAUCUGGACGUAGACCUAUCGGACCCAGACCUCAACAAGGCGGCGGUGAAGAUCCAGGCCUCCUUCAGGGGCCACCUGGUGCGCAAGGAGCACGACGAGGCCGAGCCCGCCGCCAAAUAAGUGGCCGCCUCUUUAAACAUAUAUCCAAGAAAAGAUACUCAUUAUUCCGUGUUGAGAACACACUUGUGAUCCUUUCAUAUACCUAUCUUAAUACAUUGUAAGCUUUACUUCAUUUUUACCCACCUACCUUGUGGAAUUGUGGUACUUAGAGUUGAAAAGGCAGAUCGGUGCUCCUCCGACAUGUUUUCGAAAGAAUUUCCAAUGAUUAACCUCUUUGUUUUUGAAAUACAGGGCCUUUGUUUGCAUUUUUACAAAGGGUGCUUUGAAAACAAAACAUCCGACUGCUACUUCAAACAAAAUUUUGACAGUUCAUUGACAGUGUCAAAGUGCGGAUAAUUAAAAAUGCAAAUUUCACAUGCGUUAUAGCGAGACGCGUUUCGAACUUAUUGAUUUAUUUAAUUUGGAGAAUAUCUGGCUUCGUUUCAUGCGAAAGUUGCAUUUUUAUUCAUCCGAACUUGAACAUUGUUAAAUUAACAGAACUGUCAAAGUUUCGUUCGAAGUUAGUCGGAUGUUUCGUUUCCAAAGCACCCUUUCUGAAAACGAAUAAUUUGAUAUUUUGGCAAAAGCAAAGGAAGAAACCGUAUCGUAUGAUGCAUCGUCGUAAUAAAAAAAAUACUUUGAAUAAUAAAAAAAUUGAAAAAUUCAGUACGAUAACAGACAUUUUACAUUCAAAAAUGUCAAUUAUCCCCAUUUGCGAAAAAUUCAACUCUGAGUAUUCAAUUUUCACUAAUAAUGUCCAAAAGACCAGUAAUUACCACAUUUACGAUACAAACAAUUUUACCACGGGCCAUUUUACUCUCUAGGUACCUAUUUAUCGAUAUACAGGGUUUUGGUUUAGUGGCUACCGAGAGAAACUGCUGUAGGAAUAUAAUUUUUAGCCGUGGCGCAUUUAACCCGACGGAUUUUUAUCGAUUUUGCAAUAAAAGGAAUUACACGCAAUAAGGUCUAAUAUCAGAGCAUGUUUUCGUUUGAACUUGCACGUAAACGGCGGAACAGAAUAAUGAUUAUUAAAAAAAAUAAAAUAACGUAUUCGAAUGAUAUUAAUGGAAGAAUAAAACGGAAUUCGGUCACUAAUUAGUUCUGGGACAAUGGAACGUAUUUUAUUAAAACAAUUUUGCAAAGUAAACCAUGGAAUUCGGUGCGAAACAAUUGAAUGUCGCCAUUUUGACAUUCUGCAGUUGCUGUGCAGAAUGUUGUGUCGUUCUGGGUGAAAUCUACCGCCCCAGUGAAAAUAAAACAUGUAAGUUCUUUAAAAGCUACUUUUAGUAGAAAUUAUUACCGUACGGGUGAGACUGUUUAGAAUUUUCCCGUUCGAAUAUCGAUUUUCGCUUAUUUUAUUGUUUUGUUUGUCACCGCAUUAAAAUUGCCAUAAUCAAAAUACAAAGGGUGAAAUCAAAUUAAAAAUUCUAUAAUUAUAAUUUAACCAUCGCUUUCUCCGAAUCGCCUACAGGGUGUUUGGAAAUUGACGACCCUUCGAACACUUUUUGAGGUAUUUGAAUUAAAUUUGGUAAAGGGGAAUUUUUGUGGUACUCGAUUGAACAUUUCGUUUCGGAAACAGAGGGCGCCAAGAAUAACAAACCGUCCUUUGUUUUACGCCACAUUUUUUGAGAAAUCGCUUAAUUCUUAUGAAAUAUCGUUUUAUUUAUCAUAAAAAGGGAAAACUGGAGUUACAAAGCUGAAUAUUUGGCGAUUCCAAUCUAAUUAAACGCCACUCUUUUGUUAAACGCGUACCUUUGUGAAACCUUUUAGAUCAAGUUCCAAAGUCUACGUCUACUGAGAUAUAAGUGUCAGUGUUGCGAGAAACAACUACUCCUUUUAGAUCAAGUUGCCUCAGUUCCAAAGUCUACGCCUACUGAGAUAUAAGUGUCAGUGUUGCGAGAAACAACUACUCCUUUUAGAUCAAGUUGCCUCAGUUCCAAAGUCUACGCCUACUGAGAUAUAAGUGUCAGUGUUGCGAGAAACA